Molecule: messenger RNA, 924 nt
Organism: Cladophialophora psammophila CBS 110553
Lineage: Eukaryota; Fungi; Ascomycota; Eurotiomycetes; Chaetothyriales; Herpotrichiellaceae
Product: phosphoadenosine phosphosulfate reductase
Exons: 1
Coding region: 1-924 (307 amino acids)
Cellular component (GO): cytoplasm
Molecular function (GO): phosphoadenylyl-sulfate reductase (thioredoxin) activity
Source: RefSeq, a predicted model, not a curated record
AUGGCAUCAAGAGCAGAGACCCCGUGUGGGAGUGGCCGCAGCAGCCCCUCAUUGGGGGGUGCCGACUCUGGCUAUUCUUCCGGCACCAAUAGUGAAAGUGAACUGUCUGAGGUGUACUUCACCAAGCGACACCUUCGAUUUCUCAACCGCCAGCUUCAGUUCCUCGAGCCCCAGGAGAUCCUCAGAUGGGCCAUCACCACCCUUCCCAACUUGUACCAGACCACUGCCUUCGGUCUGACAGGUCUUGUUCAGCUGGAUAUGCUAUCUAAGCUCAAGAUCCCUCGGCCUCAGAUGGUCGAUCUCAUCUUCCUUGACACCCUCCAUCAUUUUCCCGAAACGUUGGAGUUGGUGGAAAGGGUGCGAGAAAGAUAUCCUCUUGUCAACCUCCAUGUUUUCAAGCCAGCUGGCGUUGAGACCGCAGAAGAGUUCAAGGACAAAUAUGGCGACAAACUAUGGGAGACCGAUGACAAUAGAUAUGACUAUCUUGUCAAGGUGGAGCCUGCACAAAGAGCUUACCGUGAGCUGCAAGCAUAUGCUGUUCUCACCGGCCGUAGAAGGAGCCAAGGUGGAGAUAGAGGAUCGCUCGAUAUCAUCGAGGUGGACGAGGCCGGUUUGCUCAAGAUCAACCCCAUGGCCAAUUGGAGCUUCGAUCAGAUUCAACAGUACGUCAAGGACAAUGACGUGCCAUACAACGCCUUGUUGGACCGGGGCUAUAAGAGUGUCGGUGACUGGCACUCAACCCAACCUGUCGUGGCAGGUGAGGACGAACGUGCUGGUCGAUGGAAGGGACAACAGAAAACUGAGUGUGGCAUUCACAAUCCUCGGUCAAAGUAUGCACAGUACUUGAUGGAACAAGAGAAGAAGAGAGAACGUGAAGCUCUAGAACAAGCUCUCCGGAAGGUCAGUCUUGACGAGCGGUCAUGA